Nilaparvata lugens (brown planthopper) is the source of this 840-nucleotide messenger RNA. RefSeq lists its product as uncharacterized. The transcript is spliced from 6 exons. NCBI's taxonomy places the organism in Eukaryota, Metazoa, Arthropoda, Insecta, Hemiptera, Delphacidae. Gene Ontology annotation, molecular function: olfactory receptor activity; odorant binding. Gene Ontology annotation, biological process: sensory perception of smell; detection of chemical stimulus involved in sensory perception of smell. Gene Ontology annotation, cellular component: plasma membrane. The record is from RefSeq and is a predicted model, not a curated record. The coding region runs from base 120 to 599 and encodes 159 amino acids.
GGACUUUAUGGACUUUGUGGCCUGUGACAAGAAACAAACUUCAAUGCUGUUUUACCCGUCAGUUAUAAUCGCUACUAUUGCAACUGGUGGUAUUUUCACGGCGAUUCCAGCAGUGAACAAUGAUGAAAUUGCAAAGCAAUCUUUCGGAGAUGGAUGUGCUUUUGUUCUGGAACUCCAAGACUUGUGCCGAUAAUUCACAAUCGUUGAUUUGUUACUUACAAAUGAUGAUAAUGACAACCUCCUCUGUGAGUGUAUUCUUAUUUCUCAAGGCGACUAAUGUGAGAGUAGCUGUUCUUUCUGCUUUUUUCUUUUCCUUCAACAGUCUGAUUUUAUUAUUCGUCUAUGUGAAUGGACAGCGAAUCUUCAACCAGAAUGAUAAACUGCGAGAAUCACUGCUGGAAAUUCCUUGGGUAGACAAGCCCCGAUGGUUGAGACAAACGAUGCAUAUUAUGCUGACUCAGACUAAUCGAGAUAUUCAAAUCAAACCUUACGGCAUUUUUACCCUCAACUACAUGUCCUACAAAGAUUUGAUGAAAUUCACUUUCUCGAUUGGAAACGUGUUAUAUAGAAGGGAACAGCUAGUGAACCAAUCUCAAUAACAGCAAAUAUUAAGUGGAUGGAAACAUGAGAUUCGUAAUUAUAUCAAGCUGGAAAUUGGACUUUAUAACUUGAGCAUGAUAGAGAUUUGUUCAUUCAUGUUCGUUUGUUCACAUAACAUCCCUGUACUGAGAACUUGAUUGGCUGAGAAUUGGAACAGAGACGAUUAUAUUUUAUACUAUGCCAAACCUACGAACUGAUUGUGGAAAUUACUGGUCUGGAAUAUUUGAGUGGAAGACUUGU